ACACGAUAUCCGCGGUGAACACGAUUGUUCAAGGUCGUUGGUUUUAAAGAGGUAAUUUUGAACCCAUACCGAGAACCUCGUGCUAUAGUCGCGGUAAUGGGGCUGUGCGAUGCGUUAAGAGGAAACGUGAUUUACGAGACGAUAAGACCUUAUGUUAUGUUAUGCUUGCCAAAUGAUUCAUUGGCUUCAGAGUCGUAUUUUUCUGAAUUGAAGUGUGCAUCUGCCUACUUGGAUUGUACCUAUUUUAUUCUACGUGUUAUCAAUACUGAGUUGUUACAGAUAAAGCGAUCGGCUAAAAUGAAGUCCGACGAUUUUUAUAGAAAUGUAUUAUCCAUAUUUGAUUUACUGCUUAAACCUGAGAAGAAACCAUCAGAAUUUCUGGGCGAACCACCAAAACCAAAAAGUGAUUUAUUUCGGCAUUCAAAACAUUCCCAUCUACGUCAUUAUUUCACUCAAGUAUGGAUAUCGUUUCUAAACAACGAAUUAUCAGAUGACGUACGUCUAGAAUCCGUACGGUAUUUGGGUAAUGGAGGCAUGAAUCGCUUAGCUGAAAUUCGCUUAUUAGCUGAUCACAUUAUACCAAUUUUUGAUCCUGAUCCAGAGAAUAAAUUGUCUCAAACAGAAUUGACAAAAUUUCCAACUAGUUGGUCUCGUGCAGUUUGUCAUGCAGUACUCGGUUUAAUUCAAAAAGGUGAUUUCAAUUAUCCACGUUUGUACAUUCGACUGUAUCGUUUAUUGGAUGAAACUUUGUUUGAAUGUCCAGAUGUUGAACCUUUUCUGAUUGAUUUAGAUGUUUAUUUAAGCUCCAUACAUUUAGCUACCACAGUUGUUGCAUCAUUCAUAAAACGACUUUCUCAAUUAUCUUUAUUUAGUCCAAUUACAAUUACACCUGCAAUACUUUUAAUCAUCUUCAAUGGUUUACAAAAUCAUCCUCAUUGUCGUGUUUUAAUUAACUGUAAACAGAAAAAAUCACAAAAAUUAAAUAAUAUUCAAUCGGAUGAUAAUAGUUUACCAAAUGUGUUCAAUGCACAAUCAAUUGGUGAUCCUUAUAAUUGGGAAGCAGAUAAUUUUGAUUCAUCUAGAGCAUUAGAAAGUAGUCUAUGGGAAGUUUAUGCAUUAAUUGGUCAUUGUUCACCAGAUAUCUCAUCAUUAGCUUAUAAAAUUUGUAAUCCUGAUCCAACGGAUACUUUUAAUUCCUCUGUGGCUGACAUACUUGAUAAACAAAAAAAGGUGAGUUGUAAUUCCUUUUCUAAUAUUUUAACAAUGGUCAAUCAUUUCUAUGUAGUCUAAAUACUCCAACCUGACUGUUUUAUUAACAUUUAUCGAAUUCUGUUUCACUGAAAUACAAGGUGUGGUCGUUCAAAUUAGUAAUUGACUUUUGGUACAUUUGUAUAUGAACGAGCGUUCAAAAUGUUUUUUUUCCUAACAUGAUGAAAUAGAUUUUCAGUUGAAGCAAUUGCUUGUAUUGUCUGAGUUAAAUGGUUCAAUCGUGAUGUGUCCAUUGAAGUUCUGUAUAAAAUCAUCAACUCCUACUUCAUGUAGAAUGAGCAGUUGUAAUCAAGAUGGAAAUAUGGAAUAUCGGAUUCCGGCUCAGUGGUAUGUUUAUGUAACAUCCCACGAAAUUUAUAGCUCCGUCGUUCGAUUUUGAAUAAGAUUAUAAGUGAGAAAUAUUUAACUGGUCCUUGUUUUCAGUAGUUAUCCAAUUGGUUCGAACGUGUGAUGAAAAACUAUCUUCACGUUGACCUAAUCUCCCUGAACCUUUCAACCAUAAAACUGGAAAAUGUUGAAGUGUAAUGCAGUCAGUUUUGGACGACUCAGAAACCUUGACAUCAAAAAUAUUAAAGAAGCAACCCGCUCUGUGAAGGAAGCAUUGUACCUGUUAUCUCAAACUAAUAUUACGAUGCCAGAGUUACCUCCGCUUGAUGGUUGGGCGUAAUUGAUUUUCCUUUUUGGUGCAGAAACGUUUAAGUUUUUAUACAACUUACUAUCUGUGCAAGAAACAUUUUUAAGUAUAAAUAUCUAAUUCUUUUGUAUAAUACCGAACGUUUAUUAAUUCUGUUCAUAUUUUCACCUUUCUACUGUUAUAUCCAGUAGCUUAAUUUCGUGUAAAUGAUGUAUACAUCCUAUGAGUUGUAUUUACAUGAUAAGAUAAUUAUUAAAAUGUUUUUGUAUUUAUUUA
Molecule: messenger RNA, 2179 nt
Organism: Schistosoma bovis
Lineage: Eukaryota; Metazoa; Platyhelminthes; Trematoda; Strigeidida; Schistosomatidae
Source: the annotation of a GenBank genome assembly